AUGGGCGAAACUGCCGCUCAGCUUAAUUCAGCACCACCGAACAUGGAACAGGGUAAAUUGGAAGAAGAUUGGGACUCAGAAUUUUCAAGUGUGUCACCAAGCGAAAUGACAACCGAUGAUAAGUCUUCGCUACCUUCUCCUUACACCAACCAAUCUACACCAUUUCGAGUCGCUGCUCAUAGUUCAACUUACGAAUCCUCAGAAUGUCCAGAAACAACCUCUUCCAUAGGUAUAGUCUGUGACUUUAUAGUCUAA
Messenger RNA from Strongylus vulgaris, 255 nucleotides. NCBI's taxonomy places the organism in Eukaryota, Metazoa, Nematoda, Chromadorea, Rhabditida, Strongylidae. The record is from the annotation of a GenBank genome assembly.